GCUAACGAUUGUCAAUAAGUGACACAUUGGACAGUAAAUAUAACCACAAUGUUCAAGUUCUUUUACCACAACCAAAACAAACAUAAACCCUGUAAUUGUUAGUAAAAAUGUCUUGUCCUGGGUUAUAUUGCGGGAGAAUUCUUUUAGAAAAUGGGAAACUGAGCGACUGCGGCUCGUGCCCCCUUGGGUAUCGAAGAAAUGCCACAACUUUUAUAUGCGAACCAUGUUUAAGUAGUCCUGGACUCUACGACUGGUUGUAUUUUGGUUUUGUGGUAUUUAUCAUGCUAAUUUUGCACUGGUUUUUCAUAGACAUGGUUUCAAUGAGACGAAGUUUUAGCAAGAAUGUCCUAGUUCUACACGCAUCAGCCUUCUUUGAAGUCCUGAUUUCAUGUCUAUUAGCUGUACUGUCUCUGAGUCCAAUUGGAGAGUUUACAAUUUAUAGUUGCCACAGCAAGUCUUUGUCGGAUUGGUAUACAUUACUUCACAAUCCCACUCCAGACUAUGGAGACAAGGUUUACUGCACCCAAGAAGCAGUUUAUCCUUUAUACACCAUUGUUUUUCUAUUUUACGUCCUUUCCUUGGUUUCUAUGUUGUUGGUAAGGCCAUGGUUAUGUAGGAGAUAUUUACCAAGACAGGGCAAAAUGGCUAUUUAUGCUGCCAUGUACUUCAUUCCAAUUCUAAUUUUAAUUCAUGCUGUUAUAGGGGGAUUAGUAUAUUACUCAUUUCCCUACCUCUUAUUGGUAAUAUCAGUUAUAUCAUGUGCAGCACAUUUUGCUGUUAGAAUGGAGCAAAAUAUACCUGCUCUCAUUCGCUCUACAAUAACGCAGCCUAGAAAUAUUGUCAUCGUCUUGGGACACUGGUGUCUGCAUGCUUAUGGUAUUAUUUCGUUAACUCAACUGGAUAAACCUCUAAUGCAUGGUCUGUUGCUGUUGCUAGUACCUCUUCCAGCAUUGUUUUAUAUAUUUACAGUCCAAUUUACAGAUCCCAAUAAGUUUUACUUAUAGCAGAAGACUGUGUUUAAAAAGACCAAAGAUGAUUCCGGCAAUUACGUUUUUACCUACAUAUUCGAGCAUAAUGUUACUAGCGGAGGUCUGAGACGCCACCUUAGUAGGUAUCAAGGACCAGGACGUAGAGGUAGACGACCAUUAGUGCCCAGAAGUCCAACAACUGAUGCAGGAGGAAAGACAUUAAUGGAGUAAGAAUAUCUACAUAACAGUAAAUCUAGGAGGUAUUUAAAAAUAUUAUUUGCAGAACUGAGGACUGCAGAACUGAGAAUUUCUUUCUCUAUGAGUAAGUCUGAUCAAAUCAGCACUCAUUAGUCAUCAGCUUCCAUUCCCAGGUCAUUAACCGUUUUCAAUUUUCACUAAUUGGCAGGGUUUCCUUUCAAAUUAUUGGAAUAUUUGGUUGUGUAAUUAAAUCUCCUUUUUUAUUA
This is a messenger RNA of Dendroctonus ponderosae (mountain pine beetle), 1432 nucleotides long. RefSeq names its product JNK1/MAPK8-associated membrane protein. NCBI's taxonomy places the organism in Eukaryota, Metazoa, Arthropoda, Insecta, Coleoptera, Curculionidae. The record is from RefSeq and is a predicted model, not a curated record. The coding region runs from base 108 to 1004 and encodes 298 amino acids. Gene Ontology annotation, biological process: response to unfolded protein. The transcript has 5 exons. Gene Ontology annotation, molecular function: ubiquitin protein ligase binding. Gene Ontology annotation, cellular component: membrane.